AGCACUCUCCUCGCGCGCCUCGGCUCCACACGGAAACCGCGCGAGGAAGAGCGCCAGCGUCCCAGAAUGCACUGCGGCCCGUCAGAAUUGCCAGUCAUCUUCGGCGUGAAUUCAAGCGCUCCAGCCACUUCUUAUUUACACGCGUGAUUGUGGCGUUACGCGAUCGGCAUCUUGAGCGGCGACAUGAAAGAAGCGACGGCAAAGCGACGCGAGAAACCCCGCGCGGAGAAAGAGAAGAGCGGCGCGGACUCGCAGGAUGUGGAGAUGAAGGAGGAGGAACCGCGCGCGCCGCGAGAGCAGGACCAGCUGACGCUCGACGAUAUCAAGGAGCACGUGAAGCAGAUCGAGAAGGCCGUGCAGGGGAAGGAGCCGCGCUUCGUCCUCCGUGCCCUGCGAGCUUUGCCCUCCACCAGCCGCCGUCUCAAUCCCAAUGUGCUGCAGAAAGCCGUGUCCGGGUUCUUCACGUGCAACGCUGCCAGCAAAGAGUUCCUGCUCCGCUUCCUGGACGAGCCGGUGGAGAAGGAAGGAGACGUGGCGUUCAGGCCUCGCACGGGGAAAGCUGCGGCGACGCCGCUCAUCCCAGAGGUGGAGGCCUAUCUGCAGCUGCUGAUGGUGGUCUACCUCACCAACAAGACACGCUACGCCGAGGCCCAGAAAGUGUCUGAUGAUCUGCUCCAGAAGAUCGGCUCUCAGAACCGCCGGGCUCUGGACUUAGUGGCUGCCAAGUGUUAUUACUACCAUUCGCGCGUGUACGAGUUCCUGAACCAGCUGGAUGCGGUCCGCAGCUUCCUGCACACGCGCUUGAGGACGGCUACGCUACGCCAUGACGCUGACGGCCAGGCCACGCUGCUCAACCUGCUGCUGCGCAACUACCUGCAGUUCAAUCUGUAUGACCAGGCGGAGAAACUGGUGUCCAAGUCUGUGUUCCCCGAGCUGGCCAACAACAACGAGUGGGCGCGCUAUCUCUACUACACCGGGCGGAUCAAGGCCAUCCAGCUGGAGUAUUCAGAGGCGAGGAGGACUCUAACGAACGCGCUGCGUAAAGCGCCGCAGCACACGGCCGUGGGCUUCAAGCAGACGGUGCAUAAGCUGCUGAUCGUGGUGGAGCUGCUGCUGGGGGAGAUUCCUGACCGCCUGCAGUUCCGCCAGCCGUCUCUCAAGAGGUCCCUCAUGCCCUACUUCCUGCUCACUCAGGCGGUGAGAGCUGGAAAUCUGGCCAAGUUUAACCAGGCGCUGGAUCAGUUUGGAGAGAAGUUUCAGGCUGACGGCACCUACACGCUGAUCAUCCGUCUGAGACACAACGUCAUCAAGACCGGUGACCAAGUACUUUCCCAUUCUUAUAAUGUCUUAUCAUGGGCGAAAACGCUUGCAUGUUUGGACAGUCCUGAAGACGCAGAGUUCAUCGUGGCCAAGGCCAUCCGUGACGGUGUGAUUGAGGCCAGUAUAAACCACGAGAAAGGUUACGUCCAGUCGAAAGAGACCAUGGACAUUUACAGCACUCGCGAGCCUCAGCUGGCCUUCCACCAGCGCAUCUCCUUCUGUCUGGAUAUCCACAACAUGUCCGUCAAGGCCAUGAGAUUUCCACCAAAGGCGUACAACAAGGACCUGGAGUCUGCUGAGGAGAGACGAGAGCGGGAGCAGCAGGAUCUGGAGUUCGCCAAAGAGAUGGCAGAAGAUGAUGACGAUAGUUUCCCAUGAGUCUGCAGUCUCGCAGCCUUUCUUCUUUGAAUUUGACCUGUCUGUUCCUCCUUUAGCUUUGCUCUUAUUAUAAUCCAUGAACGUACUGUGUGAUACAACAUUAUAAAGAACAUCAGAAGUUCUCCAGUUGUGUUGUUUUUUCAUUAAUGCAUGCAUCAGUUUUAUACAUUCAUAGCAACGGUGCGGUUUGCUGCAUAUACAACACAAUAGCGUCUUGUUAGAAAGUUCUGAAUUGAAUUGAAAAGCGUUGUCUUGCUUUACCAAAUGGUCAAAAUUCAUAAUGCAACGUGAUAAUAG
Messenger RNA from Sinocyclocheilus rhinocerous, 1995 nucleotides. RefSeq names its product 26S proteasome non-ATPase regulatory subunit 3-like. Gene Ontology annotation, biological process: ubiquitin-dependent protein catabolic process; regulation of protein catabolic process. The transcript has 13 exons. The coding region runs from base 184 to 1698 and encodes 504 amino acids. NCBI's taxonomy places the organism in Eukaryota, Metazoa, Chordata, Actinopteri, Cypriniformes, Cyprinidae. Gene Ontology annotation, molecular function: enzyme regulator activity; protein binding. The record is from RefSeq and is a predicted model, not a curated record. Gene Ontology annotation, cellular component: proteasome complex; proteasome regulatory particle, lid subcomplex.